AGAGAGAGAGAGAGAGAGAGAGAGAGAGAGAGAGAGAGAGAGAGAGAGAGACAUUUGUCUUCAUAUGGGACACAGGACUCACUGACAGAGACACUCUGCUCUGUCCACAGUGCUGCAGACAGUAAAAGAUGAACAAUGAGUCGUACAAUGGGAUUAUUCAAUUCUGCUCUCGGAAGAAACAUCACCUUUGUUCGUCCUCCAUAUUUCAUCAUAAGUGGCUUUUCUGACAUACCUAACAUAAACUAUUACUAUGUCUUUCUCUUUUUUGUUUAUAUUGUGUCAGUGUUGGGAAACACAGCUGUGAUGGCUGUAAUAUUGUUGGACCAAAAUCUAAGAACUCCAAAAUAUGUUGCAGUUUUUAAUCUUGCAUGGACAGACCUGCUUGGUAGCACUGUUCAGGUACCAAAGGUUCUUGACAUAUUUGUGUUUAAUCAGCGCCUCAUCUCCUAUAAUGACUGCAUGGCAUUUAUUUUAUUCUCCUACACGUGUCUUUCUAUGCAGUCUCUUAAUCUGGUUGUUCUCUCCUAUGACAGACUGAUAGUGAUCACCUUCCCACUGCACUAUCACAUGAAGGUCACACACAGGUUCAUGUUUUCUUUGAUUGCCUUUUUCUGGGUUUUAACAAUAACUGCUGUGCUCAUUGCUGUGAGUCUUCUCACAACACUUUCCAUCUGUAAGUCAGUGAUUAUUAACAGUUAUUUCUGUGAUUAUGUCAAAAUAUACAUGCUGGCCUGCAAUGACUACACCCCUGCCCAUGUGACUGCUCAUCUGUUUACAGUUCUUAUGAUUUGGUUUCCACUGAUAUUUAUCUUGUUCAGUUACUCAUAUAUUAGCUACACUUUGACUAAAAUAACAUCAAUUCAGGAAAAAGUAAAAACUUUUAAAACCUGUAGUGCUCACCUUUCAUUAGUCGUAAUCUAUUUCCUCCCUACUGUUGGAAAACACUUACAUCCGAAUGGCAGAAUUAUAAAUCUGUCCCUGAGCUCUGUCAUUCCACCCAUGGUAAACCCAUUUAUAUAUGUUCUACAGACACAAGAAAUCAAAAAAUCUAUUAAAAAGUUGUUAAAAUAA
Molecule: messenger RNA, 1071 nt
Organism: Thalassophryne amazonica
Lineage: Eukaryota; Metazoa; Chordata; Actinopteri; Batrachoidiformes; Batrachoididae
Product: olfactory receptor 1500-like
Exons: 2
Coding region: 136-1071 (311 amino acids)
Biological process (GO): G protein-coupled receptor signaling pathway
Cellular component (GO): membrane
Molecular function (GO): olfactory receptor activity; G protein-coupled receptor activity
Source: RefSeq, a predicted model, not a curated record